Messenger RNA from Penicillium arizonense, 840 nucleotides. RefSeq lists its product as uncharacterized. The record is from RefSeq and is a predicted model, not a curated record. The transcript is spliced from 2 exons. Gene Ontology annotation, cellular component: cytoplasm. NCBI's taxonomy places the organism in Eukaryota, Fungi, Ascomycota, Eurotiomycetes, Eurotiales, Aspergillaceae. Gene Ontology annotation, molecular function: manganese ion binding; arginase activity. The coding region runs from base 1 to 840 and encodes 279 amino acids.
AUGGCUGCCUCACGUUCAGUCUCCAUCACUUACGUGCCCGCCGAUUGCGGCUCUAUCAUCCCAGGCAAAUCCAAAGCACCUAAAGCCUUUCAAGAUGUCAGCAUUGCGAGCAAGCUGCGGGACGCAGGUCUCCCGUCUGUCUCAGAGCACCACCCACUAGACACGCCCGCGACUUACGCAGCAACAACCUUCGCUCCAGGCAGCGUCCGCAACGAAGAAGUGAACAUCUCGGUCUGCCAACGCGUCCGUCGCACCAUUGCACAAAACCUCAACUCGUCUGUCGCCCAACCCCCAUUCCAACUCAUACUUGGCGGCGAAUGCUGCAUGUCCCCAGCCAUCCUCUCCGCCUUCUGGAAGCACGCAGACUCCCAGACACCGUCCUUACGCGUCGGCCUUAUCUAUAUCGACGCCGACACUGACCUUGCCUCUCCGACUAACCCCGGCUCUACCGGCAACCUUGCAGGAAUGAACAUGACGCACCUUAUCCGGUCUCCCGGUGCACUAAAGAGCAUGGAGCAGUUCUCACGUCCUUCCGGUGAGCCACUCUGCGACGCCUCCAACACAGUCCUUUUCAGCAUCAACAUGUCCUACUCUGGAAACAAGGACGAGCACUUCACAUACCUCUUCGACAACAACUAUAAGGUUGUCAGCUCAGCUUCCGUGGCACAUGGGCCUGAGCAGCGCGCGGAGGAAGCCUUACAGUAUCUGGAGAGCAGGGUCGAUGUCAUCAUGGUGCAUCUGGACGUCGACGCCAUCGAUCCGUUGCUUUUUCCGCUAGCAAACUUGCCGAACUUCACGGGGGUGACAUUUGAGCAGAUGAUGCGGGCAUUGAAUGUGUGA